Messenger RNA from Dipodomys spectabilis (banner-tailed kangaroo rat), 2113 nucleotides. It is a transcript of the gene Tgm4, whose product is annotated as transglutaminase 4. The record is from RefSeq and is a predicted model, not a curated record. Gene Ontology annotation, molecular function: protein-glutamine gamma-glutamyltransferase activity. Bases 1 to 2043 code for a protein of 680 amino acids. Lineage: Eukaryota; Metazoa; Chordata; Mammalia; Rodentia; Heteromyidae. Gene Ontology annotation, biological process: peptide cross-linking. The transcript has 14 exons.
AUGAACGAGUUGCAGGCUCUCCGCAUUGACUUCUUGAGGAAGCAGAACACCACAGCCCACCACACGGACAACUUCCAGACCAACAAACUCGUGCUCCGUCGCGGGCAGGUAUUCCACCUGCGUCUGAUACUCAGCAAAUCUUUGGAGCCCCACGAGCAACUGAAGCUGCAGUUUGCCAUCGGGCCGAAUCCUAGCAUCGCCAAACACACCCUGGUGGAACUGAACCUGAAGAUGCCCACCGCGUCCCGCUUCGAAGGCUGGAAGGCUUCGCUGACCAGUAACACCGGCAAGGAGGUCAUCGUGGCCAUCACCAGCGCCCCCAACUCCAUCGUGGGCAAAUACGAGAUGGCCGUGAAGACCGGAAGCCACACGUUCAGGGUGCAUGAAGACUUCUACCUUCUCUUCAACCCCUGGUGCAUUGACGACCCGGUUUUCUUGCCUGACGAGGAGGAGCGCAAGGAGUACAUCCUCAACGACACCGGCUACAUAUACAUGGGCUUCGCCAAGCACAUUCGCGGCAAGCCCUGGAACUUCGGCCAGUUUGAGAAAAAUAUCCUAAGCUGCGCCAUUUACCUGCUGACCCAGAGCUACCUCAAGAUCCUGGAAAUGAGGGACCCUGUGCUGGUGGCCCGUACCAUGUGUGCCAUGAUGAGUGCGGCGAACUCGAACGGCGUGCUCACGGGGAACUGGUCGGGGAACUACGCGGGCGGGACGGCGCCGCACCUGUGGUCCAGCAGCGUGGCCAUCCUGCAGCAGUUCCACACCACCAAGCAGCCCGUCAACUUCGGCCAGUGCUGGGUGUUCUCCGGCAUCCUCACCACGGUGCUCAGGGCUCUGGGCAUCCCCGCCCGCAGUGUGACGGCCUUCGAGUCAGCCCACGACACGGAGAAGGACCUCACCGUGGACAUCUACCUGAACCAGACCGGCAAGACCAUCCCGGACCUCACCAAGGACUCCGUGUGGAACUUCCACGUGUGGACAGACGCGUGGAUGCGGCGGCCAGAUCUGCCCGUGGGCAACGAUGGCUGGCAGGCCCUGGAUGGCACCCCACAGGAGAUCAGCCAUGGCAUCUUCCGCUGCGGGCCCUCCCCGCUGCCCGCCAUUCGCAACGGCGACAUCUUCCUGGGUUACGACACCAAGUUCAUCUUCACCGAGGUGAACGGGGACAAGCUGAUCUGGCUGCUGAAGAAGGUGGGCGGUGAGGACGUGUACAGCCUCAUCGCCGUGGAGACCGACAGCAUCGGCAAGAACAUCAGCACCAAGGCGGUGGGCCAGGACCGCCGCCACGACAUCACCUAUCAGUAUAAGUACCCCGAAGGCUCGGCGGAAGAGAGAGAGGCCAUGAACCACGCAUACUCUCUCCUGCAAGUUCCGAGGCCGCCGCAGGACCUGCACAAGCGGAGUCUGCUGGGGCUGUCCAUCAUGGAGGAAACGGUGGAGCUGGGCAGGCCCGUGGUCAUGACCGUGCUGCUCAGGCGCACCACCGAGGAGACACGGAGGGUCAGCUUCUCUGCCUCCAUCAACCUGCAGACCUACACAGGCAAAAAUGUGGCGCAGCUCGCCGUGGUCAACAAGGAGGAGGUGGUCGAAGGGGAAGAAGCCCAAGUGGUGUUCAUCGUGUCCCCGGACACCUACAUCCCCAAGCUGGGCAUGGUAGACGAUGAGGUGGUAGUGAAGAUCAUCCUCCUGGCGCAGGACCUGAAGUCGGAGGAGUCCACAGGCACCGACGACACCCUCCACUUCGUGUACUCCAACUUCUUUGUCGAGAUGCCGGACACGGGGAAGGUGGGCCAGGAGCUGACGUGCGUGUGCCGCUUCCGCAACGUGCUGCCCAUCCCGCUCACCCACAUCACCUUCUCCCUCGAGAGCCUGGCCAUCUCCUCCACGCAGACCGUGGACAAAGGGAUGCUGCCCGCGGGCGAGGCCAUCCAGUUCCAGAUCCAGUGCAUCCCGGUGAAGAGCGGCCCCAAGAAGUUCAUCUUCAAGUUCACGUCGCGGGAAGUGAAGGGGAUCCACGCGGAGAAGAUGGCCCUCAUCUCCUAGAGCGCGGGCCGCGCUCCGUCCUCCGUGGCUUGCAGACCCAGGAUGAUCGCUUCACGUCUCAGCCUUUCCU